Molecule: messenger RNA, 2917 nt
Organism: Salvelinus sp. IW2-2015
Lineage: Eukaryota; Metazoa; Chordata; Actinopteri; Salmoniformes; Salmonidae
Product: trace amine-associated receptor 13c-like
Biological process (GO): G protein-coupled receptor signaling pathway
Cellular component (GO): membrane
Molecular function (GO): trace-amine receptor activity
Source: RefSeq, a predicted model, not a curated record
UCAGGAGGGCUUUGAGAAUCAUCAUCAGUGGUCACAUCUUUCACAGGGGUUCUUGUAGAUUUAGAUUGUAUUCUGAGUAAAGUUUCAGUUGACAUUGUAUGAUGUGUGUUCAAAUAAAUAUAUGAAUUGUUGUGGGAUGUAACAUGUGACAGUUAUGCAACUCAAAGUUAUAAAGCUUGAGUGAAACUGUAACAAUCGCUGCUUUUAACCUGUUUCAAAUAAAGCUGUUUGCCUGAAAUAAAUGUGUUUCAAUGCUUGUGAUACUUGUGCCUGUCACCUUGUUGACUAGUGUUCUUUGUCUCCUCCUAGUGCCUAUUGCUGGAACAGUAAGUCUGUGUUGUGUGGCCGAAAUGAACUUCGAGCUCAUGACAUCAUUAUCUUAGUACACUAUCAUACUGUUGGUAUACAUUACUUGAACAUACACAUAUAAUAUAAACAGAUGUAAAUCAUGUAACCUAUUAUAACUGGCUUGUAGCUGGGAAAGGGGUGUGCCCAAAAUAUGUCCAAUACAGUAUAUAAACUCUGUCAUUCUUCUAAGAAGACUGUGCUGGAUUCAGCACCACUCACACACCUGCACCUGUGACUACAGUAGCAAGUGAUCAGCUCUAACUUGAAUGUCUUUUUGUUUUUGGCAAUGGAUUUCUCAUCUCAUCAACAUCUGGAUCCAAAGAUGUUCUGUUAUCCAGAAUCAAAUGCCUCCUGCACCAGAGAAAUUUUCAGUGAAGGAGUUCAAAUUGCUUUAUACUUUUUGUUUGUUUCAGGUAUGCUGGUCACUAUUCUAGGGAACGGUGUGGUCAUUAUCUCCAUUGCUCACAUUAAACAGCUCCACACGCCAACUAACAUGCUUAUAAUGUCUUUGGCAGUUGCAGACCUGCUGCUUGGAGUGACUGUGAUGCCUUUUAGUACAAUAAGGGCUGUGGAGGGCUGCUGGUACUUUGGAGAUGCUUUUUGUUUGCUGCAUUCUAGUUUUGAUAUGUUCCUCACAUCUGUUUCAAUUUUCCACCUGGUAUUCAUAGCCAUAGAUCGAUAUGAGGCUGUGUGCAGUCCACUUCGCUAUUCCACCAAGAUUACAAUACCAAUUGCAUGGCUCAUGGUUUUUGCCAGUUGGGCCGUUGCUGCAUUGUACUCCUAUGGCCUACUAUAUUCAAAAGCAAAUGUAAGAGGACUGGAUGAAUUCAUUGCAUCCAUAUACUGCCUGGGAAGUUGUAAUCUUUUCCUUAAUGCUCUGUGGGGCGCCCUAGACACAUUGAUAGCCUUUUUCUUUCCAUGCUCUGUAAUGGUGGGUUUGUAUACCAAAAUAUUUUUGGUGGCAAAAGAACAUCUAAGGAAGAUUGAAGACAGCCAAAAUAAUUCCAAUGAGGGAGGUAGAGGUGUGGUGUCUAAACGGUCAGAGCGGAAAGCAGCUAAAACUUUAGGCAUUGUGGUGGGUGUUUUCAUCUUUUGCUGGUUGCCUUUCUUUGUUAAUUCCAUAGUUGAUCCAUACACAAACUUUAGCACACCACCUAUUCUCUUUGAAGUGUUUAUCUGGCUGGGUUACUUUAAUUCUACUGCAAAUCCAAUCAUCUAUGCACUGUUUUAUCCAUGGUUUCGGAAAUGUCUUAAUCUCAUUGUCACAUUGAAAAUAUUCAAUAGAAAUUCUUCCUAUAUAAAUGUAUUUGCUACUACAUGAUGUAUUGUAAAGCUACAUUAACAUAAUUCAAAACUGUGUGUGAACAGUAUGCACUUAACUUUUAAAACCUAAACAGUGACGUGGCCACAUUUGAUAAUGUGUUCAAGGAGGCAAAUGAAGAGAAGCAUUUGACAAAACCUCUUCUGCUCAUUCUACUGCUGUCAAUACUUGCCAGGUCUUUUUCGUGUAACUGUGUUUAACUUAUAAAUCCUUUCUAUCUCUUUUAUUUACAUUUGAUUAUAUUUUGAAAGUGGCACAGGCCUACCUUAGAAUACAUUUUCAUAAAGAACACAAAAUGUAUCAUUGGAUUUUCUUUUAACUCAAUCAUCUUUGAUCUAAUGGCUGCUGUUGAGCUAAACAGUUUUUGGUCUAAUGGCUGAUGUUGAACUAAACAGCAGGUACCCAGGUUUGAGCCCGUUUGAAAUGUGAUCUUUGCUGUAAAGCAGAGCAUAGAGUGGAUCAUGUGACUGAAAAGCAUGACAUGCAGAUCAGGAAGCAGAGUGCAAUAUUUGGGGAAUUGGAAGUUUUCCUAUAAAUAUGUUGCCUGUGUGGUUCUUUUGUUUCACAAGUAUUGAGUACCCUGUCUUCAGUGAUCUCAUUCUACAUCCCAGGAGUAGGGAUGAUUAGCAUCUACCUAAAGAUUUUCCUUAUAGCACAGAGAAAGGCACACUCAAUUCAUGGUACAACCAAUCAGAACUCUGUAGGCAAAUCACAGAGAAAGGCCACCAAAACACUUGGUAUCAUUAUGAGGGUAUUUCUAUAAUUCUGGACACCAUUUUAUCUCCAACAGUCUCCAAUGCAUUGAUCCCUUUAUUAGUUACUUUACCCCACCAGUUUUGUCUGUAACAUUUAUGAGGAUUGGAUAUCGGAAUUGAACUAUGAAUCCCAUGGUGUAUGCAUUAUUUUACAGUUGGUUCAGGAAGGGGUAUAGAAUGAUCAUUUCUGGAAAUAUAUUUCAAACCUAUUGUUCAAUAAUACAAUUGUUCAAAUAAAUAUGUCCAAAACCGGUACUGACAAAUAAGUGUGACAAAUAUUUGCCUUGCUGUUAGUCCUUUUUUAAACCAUCAGCCACAGGGUUAUAGGAUUCAAAAGCAAUUUAAUAACAUUUUAUUUGAACAUGGGGGAGACUGCAGUAGACCUAUCCACAGGAAAUCCAGCAAUAUUCACUAAUGAGAUACUGUAGUCUCUCCACUCCCAUAUCUAGUACAUACAUACAUAAAUACAUAGUGUAUUCAGAAACUAUUCUGA